Messenger RNA from Trematomus bernacchii (emerald rockcod), 3541 nucleotides. RefSeq names its product TraB domain containing (gene trabd). Bases 379 to 1527 code for a protein of 382 amino acids. The record is from RefSeq and is a predicted model, not a curated record. The transcript is spliced from 9 exons. Lineage: Eukaryota; Metazoa; Chordata; Actinopteri; Perciformes; Nototheniidae.
GCCACUACGGCCAUUCACACAAAUCGCCUUCAACGGCCACCGUACUUGCUGGGUGCUUCCGUACAUAUAUAUCUAUGCUUCCGUACCUGGAAGUAAAGCUAGCUUAACCUGCCCCCUUCAAGUGACUUCGUCUUUAGCUGCACUGUGCCUUGUGUUGCUAACAUUUUCUUCGUAGUGAUAACCUAUCUGGAGAUAACGAAACAUUUUUUAGUUAGUCCAAUGUUUAUAAAUCAGUGACAGUCCUGAAACUACCUUUGACGCCACAGCUGGACAUUUGUAAACUGCGUUUACACUGCGUUUUAAAGCAACGUCAGCAGUCACUAACGCUGCACUGUAGCCAGCUGUGUCAGUGAACGUCUCACUGCUGAGUGGUAACGCAUGUCUUCCUCCUGCUCUCUGUCAGCUUUCAGUGCUCCAAAAAUGGAUCAAGACAACAAUUCAGAGGAUGAGUCUGUCGGCCCAUCGGAGGACCCUUCAGAAGAUGAACUACCCUCUCUGCCUCCAGGACUCUCGGAUGGUGAAGCAAUGGAGCUGCUUUGGCAGCUGCGGUCCCAGCGCCGCCAGGCGUCCCCUGAGCUCCCAGAGACGGUUUCCGUUCUAACGGCUCCGGACGGCAGCCUCCUCUACCUGGUGGGCACGGCCCACUUCAGCGACAGCAGCAAGCAGGAUGUGGCAAUGACGAUCCGCGCUGUGCAGCCAGACGUGGUGGUGGUGGAGCUGUGCCAGUACAGGGUGUCUAUGCUAAAGAUGGACGAGGCUACACUGCUGAGGGAAGCCAAAGACAUAAAUCUGGAUAAGGUUCAGCAGGCCAUCAAACAGAAUGGGCUGAUGUCCGGCCUCAUGCAGAUUCUCCUGCUUAAAGUUUCAGCUCACAUCACAGAGCAACUGGGUAUGGCUCCCGGAGGAGAGUUCAGAGAGGCCUUCAAAGAGGCUGGACAGGUACCGUUCUGUAAAUUUCACCUUGGCGACAGGCCGAUCCCCGUGACGUUCAAGAGAGCCAUCGCAGCUCUCAGUCUGUGGCAGAAAGCCCGUCUGGCGUGGGGUCUUUGCUUUCUCUCUGACCCAAUCAGUAAAGAGGACGUGGAGAAGUGCAAACAGAAGGACCUGCUGGAGCAGACCAUGUCAGAGAUGAUCGGAGAGUUUCCUGCUCUCCACCAGACCAUCGUGGCCGAGCGAGACAUCUACCUCACACACACACUCCGCCAGGCUACACGCUGUGUGGAGACCCCCAGUAAUGCCCAGAAAGUGCCUGCAGUGGUGGUGGGAGUCGUAGGGAUGGGUCACGUCCCUGGCAUCGAACGAAACUGGGAGAAGCAGCUCAACAUAACUGAAAUCAUGAGUGUGGCGCCGCCCUCACGUUUCGGCUGGGUGCUGCGUACGGUCAUAAAGGGCGUGGUGAUGGGGAUGCUGGGAUAUGCCUGCUACCGUGCUGGAGGGAGUCUGGGCCGAACCGUGCUGUCUUUACCUGCAGUCGAAUCUUUACUGGAGACUAUACGGCCACCCCCUCUUAGCCCACAUGACCUUUGACCUAUUAACAGUAUGCAUUUUUCACCAAUGGCCUUAAAAACAGGAGUUUGGGCUGGGGGAAAGGUUUCAUCAGCCCACGAUAUGAACUAACAAGGACCUCAGGGGGUUAACACCCCCCACCUCGUAUUGAUGUCCCUGUACACGCAGCAGGGCCGUACUGCCAAAGAAACCAUGACGGUACUCUGUUUUCUUUCAUAUUUUGUGCAAACCCCGCAUUUUGUAAGGUUUACAAAGGCCAAUAAUUCCCUCUGAAUAUAUUUACUUUACAUACAUAGAGUUUUUAUUUGAAAAAUAUCAACAGAUUUAUCAUCAGUCAGGUGCCCGGAUUAGACAUUUUCUCACAGACACACUUUUUAUUUGUCUUAUUCCUUCCUCUUUUAUGGUGCCAGCCAGCAUAUUUGUUAGUAGUCCAAUUUCAAGGCCAGCACUUUAUACGAGAUUGUUAUGGUACAUGAAGCAUAUGGAGAGGAAAAGAGUGUCAAAUAUCAAGUCAGUCAAAACGUUCCUUUUACUCAAUAUAAUCUAAGACUGGAGCAGCAAGUGACCCUCAUGGUGUGAGGUAAAUGAAGAAAAUCUCUAAAUUGCAUGGCUGACCAUCAUUUUCUUAAAUAUUUUAAAGUCCACCAUUCUUUAAACACACAUAACACACACUUGUUUCCCAUGUGCACAGAUAAGUGCCUCAUGGUUCAGCACUAAGGGCUAAGGGUGUACUGAAUGGACUGGCAAAAAUGUGUUAAAUGCAUCUUAUACAGACAACAACCACAGGUCAAUGCAAUUUUUCUAAUAUUCUGUCUUUAUAUAAUUCUAUAUAAGGCCUAUUUUAUAAAUACCGUUGCCCCAAAUCGACUUGUGUUGUCUUGGCUUCAGAUAUGACACGCAUGACUUUUACAUGCAUUAGGACCUGACGCAGGACAGGCAUAAAUGUGCCUCAGGAUGAGCAACGCACUUGAUAACAUUUAUAUAAUUGAUUGUACCUCCAAUAUGAGGUAUCCUCAUGUGUUGGUUCUAACUGGCUCCACCUGUGAGUAAGGGUUCAUACUUGACACAAAAAUAUGCUUUUACAGAAAGACCUUUCUCAAAAACUCCACGAGAACGUCAUUCAGCACACCAGCUGUUUGUACUUUUUAUGGUAUAAUUAUGCAUUAUGACUUGCCUGUGUGAUUGUAAAUUAGCAAUGGGUAUUGAGAUGAUAGAAGAAACACAAGUAUUUUGUUUUCGCUCAAGGUGAGGACUGACUGUGAUGAUUUGUUAUGGACAUGUUUUGACUACUAUGAAGGAAACGGACCGUUCAGAUUGGUCAGAGUUGGGAGGUAAAGCCUUACACUGCUAUCACUGCUGCCUUUGACCCUCAGAUGGCCUCAUCUGCUGAGGCUUUACAGUAUAUUUCCAACAUUGACCUGCUUAUUGCAUGUGUACAAAUGAACUAAAUUACAUGCCGGGAGCUUUGUUAUGUAAGAAAUGUCCCAAUAAAUCCAAGACGAUAUACUGUACAUGGUUGCAGUGCAAUAAACCAACAUAGAUUUUUAAGGUAUUUCCAAUCUUAAUGUUAAGUGAUUUUAUGUACAGUACUGGAAUUGUUUAGAUGUAUUUAUAAGAGACAUGAAAGGAAUGUAUUGGCUGUCUUUAAUGUGUGAAAGGGUCCAGUGGACUAAUAUUGGACUUAAAUUAAGUAGUGCCACAAACAUUAUUGGGACCUCCUCAAAUUAAACUAACUCAUAUAAAACCUAUCUUCCAAUAUAUAAAUCAAGUACUUUGCUCAAGUUAGAGAGGAGGAUAUAGGGAACAGAUGAUGUCAUGCCUCUCGGUCCCUUAGCAGCAUAAAACAGUCAAACUUAAACAUGUCUCAUCAUUUCCAAAGGUUUAAUGUUUCAGAAUUGUCAAGGGAAAACUAUGAGUGCCAGGCUUUUCCGUAAAACGUACUUCCCCAAGUCCUAAUGUGGUGUUGUCAUUGUUAAACCAAACAUUACAACAUAACUUCUGCAAUUAAUUAUUAAAGAAUUUAAGUAAAUAUUCA